UAUUGGUGCACUUCAUCGCACCAUACUUUUAACUUGCAUUCAUACAAUGUCACCCUCUAAAGCCAGUCCACAGGAGCCGAUCCCUGAUCCCCAGGGGAAAGAGGAGAAGCCUGCCUCAAUCCUAUCCAGCCAUCCGGAGCUGGUUGGCGAACAUGGGACAGAGGAGAACGGUCUACAUCGUAGACUGGAAAACCGCCAGAUCCAGCUCAUUGCCAUCGGUGGCUCCAUCGGGACUGCCCUCUUCGUGAGUAUCAACGAGGGUCUCCACAAGGGCGGUCCUGCCAGUCUUCUCAUUGCAUAUGCAGUCUACAGCUUCAUGCUAUCUCUCGUGAACAAUGGAAUAGCCGAAAUGUCCACGUACAUGCCCAUCAGCGGUGCUUUUAUCCGGCUCGCUGGAAAAUGGGUUGACGAAGCGUUUGGUUUCAUGGCUGGAUGGAACUUCUACUUCUAUGAAGCCCUGCUUGUGCCGUUUGAGAUCACGGCACUGAACCUGGUGCUUGGGUUCUGGAGUGAUAAUAUCCCAGUAGGGGCGAUUUGUGCCGCUUGCAUUGUCCUAUAUGCUGUCCUCAACAUCCUAGCAGUCAAAGCCUACGGUGAAUCCGAAUUCUGGCUCUCCAGCGGUAAAGUGAUCCUCAUAGGCAUCCUCUUCUUCUUCACCUUCAUAACCAUGGCCGGCGGCAACCCCCAAGGCGACGCAUACGGCUUCCGCUACUUCAACGACCCAGGCGCUUUCGCCGAGCACAACUCCCAAGGCACCCUCGGCCAGUUCGAAGGCUUCCUCGGCGCCCUUUGGUCCGCCUCAUUCACCUGCGUGGGCCCCGAGUACGUCUCCGUGGUCGCCGCCGAGGCCAAGUUCCCACGCAAAUACAUCAAAACAGCGUUCAAAACCGUAUACUACCGCUUCGUGGUCUUCUUCAUCGGCGGCGCCCUCUCCUGCGGUAUUGUCGUAGCCUACAACGACCCAGCCCUCAUCGAAGCCCUAACCGGUGAAUCAUCCGGGUCGGGAGCCGCAUCGCCCUACGUGAUCGCCAUGCGCAAUCUCAAAAUCCAAGCCCUGCCGCACCUCAUCAAUGCCCUGCUAGUCACCACCAUCUUCUCCGCCGGGAACACGUACACGUACUGCGCAACUAGAACCCUCUACGGCCUGGCCAUUGACGGCCGCGCCCCUGCCAUCUUCACCAAAUGCACCAAACAGGGAAUCCCUAUCUACUGCUUCGCCAUGACCAUGCUCUUCGCUUGUCUGUCGUUCUUGCAGCUGUCGAAGAAUUCUGCCUCGGUGCUCUCUUGGCUGAUUAGUCUUACUACGGCGGCGGGGAUAAUUGACUAUAUCGUCAUGUGCGUUACGUAUAUCUGCUUCUACCGCGCUUGUGUCGCGCAGGGGUUCGAUAGGAACACUCUCCCCUACAAGGGCUGGUUCCAGCCAUACUGCGCGUACAUCGGGUUGGUGUGGAUGACGCUGAUUGUAACGUGUUAUGGCUACGAGAGCUUCAAGCCGUGGAAUACGACGGGGUUCUUUACGCAUUAUACCAUGCUUAUUGUGGGGGCGGUGCUGUUUACGGGGUGGAAGGUGCUGAAGCGGACGAAGUGGUUGAAGCCGACUGAGCUGGAUCUGUAUUGGGAGGCGCCGAGGAUUACGGCUUAUGAGGAGGUGCUUCUGCUGACGGAGAGUGAGAAUUCGUUUUGGGGGGAGGUGUUUGCGGUGUUUAGACAGCGGAAGGCAAAUGCAGGUGUACAGGGGUCUGUUUGAGGUGAAUUAGGGCAAGCUGGAGUGAAGGAGUUUGAAGGAGUGCGGGGUGGGUUGCAAUUGAAACGGAAAGUGACUGGGCUGUCCGGAGAUACUCCGAUGGGAAAAGCAAAAGGUACUCGGUGAUCUGCAGUAUGAGUUAUUUAGUUGUAGUUAGUUGAUUCUCAUUAACUGGUGUGUCCUGUCGAUAUAAAGUUAGCAAUAACAGCUGCGAUAUAUACCUCCGCAUACCCACAAUAACCAACCAAGUUCUACCGACUAUUUACCGGAACCAGCGGAAGGAAUGAGGGGAAGAGAGAAUUAAAGGAAUAAGAUAACAAGAAUAAAAUUCAAAGUCCAUGACGAGAAGGGAUCCUCCCGCAGGUUGAUUGCUGGGCAUGAUGACACUGCGGAGACGGAUUUCAACCAAACCCACUUCAUGAGGGC
Molecule: messenger RNA, 2170 nt
Organism: Aspergillus versicolor CBS 583.65
Lineage: Eukaryota; Fungi; Ascomycota; Eurotiomycetes; Eurotiales; Aspergillaceae
Exons: 2
Coding region: 47-1747 (566 amino acids)
Biological process (GO): amino acid transmembrane transport
Cellular component (GO): membrane
Molecular function (GO): amino acid transmembrane transporter activity
Source: RefSeq, a predicted model, not a curated record